CGUGGCGCGGUCGGUCGGCGACGUUUCUGCGGCUGGUCGGUGGGUGAGUGUGCCGCCGUUGGUCCCCGCCGCUUCGGAGCACGAGGUGUGGGCAGGGCCUCCCGCCGAGACGAAUCUUCACAAAAGAUGUCUAAGCAACAACCAACUCAGUUUAUAAAUCCGGAAACUCCUGGCUAUGUUGGAUUUGCAAAUCUUCCCAAUCAAGUUCACCGAAAAUCAGUGAAAAAAGGUUUUGAGUUCACACUGAUGGUGGUCGGUGAAUCAGGUCUAGGAAAAUCAACUCUCAUAAACAGCCUAUUCCUGACUGAUCUCUACCCAGAGAGAGUCAUACCUGGAGCUGCAGAGAAAAUCGAAAGAACUGUCCAGAUUGAGGCUUCAACUGUUGAGAUUGAAGAGCGAGGAGUCAAGCUGCGCCUGACAGUAGUGGACACACCUGGCUAUGGUGACGCCAUCAACUGCAGGGAUUGUUUUAAGACGAUCAUCUCCUACAUUGACGAGCAGUUUGAACGGUACCUGCAUGACGAGAGUGGCUUGAACAGGCGGCACAUCAUCGACAACAGAGUGCACUGUUGCUUUUACUUCAUUUCACCUUUUGGACACGGACUUAAGCCCUUAGACGUUGCGUUUAUGAAGGCGAUACACAAUAAGGUGAACAUUGUGCCUGUCAUUGCAAAAGCCGACACGCUCACCCUGAAGGAACGGGAGCGGCUGAAGAAAAGGAUUCUGGAUGAAAUUGAAGAACAUAACAUCAAAAUCUAUCACUUACCUGAUGCAGAAUCAGAUGAAGAUGAAGAUUUUAAAGAGCAGACUAGACUUCUCAAGGCCAGUAUCCCGUUCUCUGUGGUUGGCUCCAAUCAGUUGAUUGAAGCCAAAGGCAAGAAGGUCAGAGGCCGCCUCUACCCAUGGGGAGUUGUGGAGGUGGAGAACCCAGAACACAAUGACUUUCUGAAGCUGAGAACAAUGCUCAUUACCCACAUGCAGGAUCUCCAGGAGGUGACUCAAGACCUUCACUAUGAAAACUUCCGUUCUGAAAGGCUCAAGAGAGGUGGCAGGAAAGUGGAGAAUGAAGACAUGAAUAAAGACCAGAUAUUGCUGGAAAAGGAAGCUGAACUCCGCCGUAUGCAGGAGAUGAUUGCAAGGAUGCAGGCGCAGAUGCAGAUGCAGAUGCAGGGUGGGGACGGCGACAGUGGUGCUCUUGGGCACCAUGUGUAAGAAAAUACUUUCCUGGAUUAAAAAAAAAGAAAACAUUCCGGAUGAGUAAUACAGCUGCGUGUUUUCAUGAGACUGUUGGAAGGGUGCCCAUAUACAUUUUACAGUACCUGUGCCUGAAAAUUUAAUUUUUUAAAAUAACCAUCAAAAGAUGGUUUUUUUGUAUGAAGUACUUUUAACUUUUGUAUUUCAUUACUAUGUCACGCUCUAUAUUUUGCGAGGUAAACUUUCAUUUUCAUUUUAUUUCUUCUUAACUAACCACUAAUGUGAGAAUUGAUUUCCAAGAAUCAGUUAGCAUGUAUAGUUAAUACUGAAUUGCUUUGGUUUAGCUGGCCUAACUGACUGAUCGUUGGUGAGCACUCUUGAUUAAUAUCUAGACCAUUCAGACUUUACCCAGAAUGUUCCUGAGUGGUAGAGACAUGUACCUAGAGAUACAGGAAGAUGUGCUGACUUGACACAGGGCCAUUUACUUACCAAGUCACAUCAUGGGGAGACUCUUAAGGUGCUUGCUUUUUGUAUUUGCACAACACCUAAAAGCAGUUUUGCUGCUGUAAUUCAAUACUGUUAAUUCAUGUGCACAUUUAUCUGUUAGCCAAAUAAAAUAAUAGAUCUAACGAGAUAGAUGUUUAUAUUUAAAUAGCUUUUUUUAAACAAGCUUUUAGGGGUGAAUUUUAAGAAGUCUCUGGAUGCCGAUGUUAGAUCAUUUUUAAAACCACUAUGCAGAGAACUCACCACAAGCAACUUGUUGUAGUGUUCUUCACUAAUACUGACUAUACCAUGCUACAGAGAACAUUAGCUAUGAGCUCCAGUUUUAUAUUGCAGCCAAGAUUCUUAACUACACAUUGAGAGUCAGUAAACUAUUUUUAUUCAGAUAAAUUAGAGAAUAAUUUUUUCAGGAAAAUUAGCAACUGACCUGUUCAGACACCAACCUUUUUAUGUUUUAUACUGCACUUUAAUGUAUUUUCUAUAACUGCAAGUGUAGAACUUCAGCAGUGGAAAUUGAGGUCAUUUGGUCGGCAUGCCCCUGAACCCAAGCUUGUCAUUGGGCAGUGUUCCUGCCCUAAGAUUUCAGCCCCAGGAAGCCCAAAUGCCUACCAGGUUUUCCUGAUUUGGGUUUCCUUUAACUGUUCCUUUUUUGAAUGGUUUUCUGAUUAGAGAUAAAUAGCAGUGAUCAUUUUUUUAUGUUCAGACUGUCUCAUCAAGUUUCAGCAGUUGUCAUUCUUUCAUUUUGUGUAAUGUAAAUUUUUCCAUGUGUUGUAUAAGAAUGAAAGACAUUUCAGAUCUAGAAGAAUUUCAGGUAUAUAAGAAUGAAAGACAUUUCAGCAUAGGCUGGUUGACAGGUGCCCAGGGCCGAAGCAGCACCUGGUCUGUUUUCUGCACUGUUGCCUUGGGCCUCACCUUUCUUGCUCUUUCCUCCUGUGUCUCCCUGUGGUAGACUCUCAGUGGUAGAUCGUUUUGUUGAUCAUUUCUACUAACAUUGGGAAAUUUGACCCCAGAAAGUGGCAGAUGAAAGGUGGUAACAGUUUUGGAGGGAACAGGUGCUGGUUCAGUAUUUUGAUUUUACUAUAACAGAAGUUGAGAUGGAAAAAAUACUUAAUCAUACGAUGAGACAGGGUUUUUUGUUUUGGCCAGAAAAAAAAAUAAAACGUGUUGGUCAGCAAGUAUUACUUAUGAAGGUAUGCUAUAGAAAAUAACCUCGUGUUCUUGCUGAUGUUGCCCCUUGACUGGUGCAUAAUUGUGAAUGCCAAAAGCUGUAUGUUUAGGCUCAUUGUGUGAAGUUUUUAUCAAGAAAAAGUGUUCCGUGACUUUAGAGUACAUCCAUGCAGAGUCAGUUCUUUGGAUUGUUUUGUUGUUAACUUUGCUAGAGAAAGCUAUAAAAAAGAAAGCAUUGCAAGUGGUCAGUGUAAGCCCUGUGUAUUUUUGAGAAAAAGUACUUAGGGGAGCUGCCACCUAAUAGUGGUUAUGCAGGAUGGGAGGCCUACACUGUUACACUCCUAAAUCCCCUUUUGUUUUGCAGUGUGUUUUUGCUAAUAGAUAAUUACACUUUUACUAAGAGAUAACGUCUACCUAUAAAAAUGUAUUUUGAAAACACUUAUUUUACACAGCAUUUUUUUUUAUGCAUUUAAACUAACCUUUUAUCAAUAAAGCACUAUUUAGAUUUUAAAA
Molecule: messenger RNA, 3375 nt
Organism: Galeopterus variegatus (Sunda flying lemur)
Lineage: Eukaryota; Metazoa; Chordata; Mammalia; Dermoptera; Cynocephalidae
Gene: SEPTIN2
Product: septin 2
Exons: 13
Coding region: 127-1212 (361 amino acids)
Biological process (GO): cell division; cilium assembly; regulation of exocytosis
Cellular component (GO): septin ring; synaptic vesicle; microtubule cytoskeleton
Molecular function (GO): GTPase activity; molecular adaptor activity; GTP binding
Source: RefSeq, a predicted model, not a curated record